AUAAAUGAACAAGAUCUCUUCGAAGCCAUUUCCCUCAGAUUUCCAUCGAACCAAAUCAAAUGCAACUUGCUCGCAUCCACAAGAUUUCGAAAGUCUCUUCCAUUUAUUGUACUACGAGUACUCGCUUGCAAUAGCUUCUUGUAGCGCAGAUCAUCCCAACGUCGUGCUUGAUUUAUCUCUGCGGAUGGGGCCCGUCUUUCCUUAACAGCAACAAUUUCGAAGAUGACGAAAGCGACAAAAAAGUUCACGACGAAGCUCGCAAUCUUGGGAUGUUUUGUUCUUUCUGACGACUUCAAACAAUUUUGUGACAAACAAUCAGAAAAACGUCGAACGAGAAAACAUCCAAGGCGACUCGAUUCCGAAUUCAUCUCCGAUUGACACCUUGCAAGAAGGACUCACCUACAAGCUUUACGACAAUGCCGCACUUGCUGGCAAUCCACCCCGCUACGAAGGGAUCACGUCGUUGGCGAGAAUAUCGCUCCAAGAGCCACCUUUACCAAUACCCGAGACCAAACACUCUGGCCGAUUCGAACCGAAUACAGUAUUGCUAUCGGGAGAAUUGAUCGGGAGUGUGAUGGUCGUGAACGGUACGAAGCAAACAAGCGGGGAGAACGACUGGCAAGACAAUGACAAGAAGGACGAAUGGUGGGUCAUCUUUCGUUGUGUCUUUCGAAGCACGUCUACGGGAUGGGUUAAGAUCGAUGGCCACUUGGUCUGCCACGAUGGGCAUGCCUUCACGCAAGAACUGGCAAACGAUCCGAUCCGACUCAGAGAGGGCAAACGGUAUCCCUUUCGAGCCCAAAUCACGAGCAACGACACAACCAGCACCGCUCGUUCCGAGGCUCCAAGCCUCGAGGUACAAUGGGGGAAAGCCGAUAGCAAGAGAUCCUUUCUCGAAAGCCCUGGAUUUCGAUCGCUCUCGACGACGACAAGAACGACAACAGAUCUCAAGCACGACCAAUUCUAUAGUGGAAAGAACCAAACCAACACUGAACAGCAGCAGCAGCAGACAUCCAAUCAGAACCACGGUGUUUGGUGGCACUUGAAUCCCUCGCUGUCAGCCCCCGAACAACGCCGUGACGAUCUCCAGCGGUCACUGCAGACGGGUUGGGGAUAUUGGUUGCGAAGGGAUGUCAUGAGCCUGGUCAAGCUGCCMGAGGGCAUCCUCUUGGAUUGGAAGAUUUGUUGGCAGCAACACUAUGGAGAGGACAAAGACACGGACGACGAUACUGUCUCACGCCGACAGCCACAUCGUCGUCACUGCCUAAAGUCUGCCGUUCCAGAUUCCACAGGAAUACUUCGAAUGGAUCGACAUGCCUACGACCGAUCUUAUGCAUCUUACAACAUCACUUUUUCCCCCGAGGUUGUUAAGGACGAAAAUGACGGCACCAGCAGGAGCAGAAUUACCCUGAAAGUCGAGUCGUCGGCAUCGGGGAAAAACCAAGAGGAAUUGAGGGUUUUAAUGACCGUUGUCGACUAUAAGAUACCUGUUCACAACAACAACGGUGAAGGUGAAGAAUUUGUUGUCGAAUUGACACCCGGUUACGCGUGGUUUCGGCCCGGCACCGUUGCCGCAGAACUAAACGACCAGGGUUCGCAAUCUGGAUUUUCCUUUUCUUCACCAGGCCUCGGAGUCGUGAAAGCUCGACUGCUGUGGGAGUUCGAUGACAAACCCGUCACUAGCGAUCCCUUCACAUCGCUACGGCAAAGACAGACAGCGAAAACUACUCACACGAAGUCGGACUCUUCCGAUGUUUCUUUGCGUGAUUCGUCUUCUCCUGAGGAGGCUGCGUCCCUUGUCGACGGGUUGAAGAUAACCAUCACCGGGAAUGGGCAAAAGAUUGCAAUCGUCGCGGGCUUGGAUGUCAAUAAAGAGCGUCCGGACGAAGAGAAGCGUCUCCAUUCGAACGCACCGUCUUCGAAGUCGCAGACCAUCCGAGAGGUUGAAAACUUUCUGAGCACCAUGGAAUGCAAGGAACGAGAUCGGAUCCAACAAAGAUACAACCAUAGUCGGGAAGUCACAGAAGUUGCAACUGUUAUCCAAGCUGCGGUGAUGUGGUCUUUGAUCUACAACCCUAUUGAGAAUGGUCCAUUCUUACCGGUAUCGAGGAGUGACAACUGGGCAUCCUUUGGCGACAGAGCGGGAGCAAUGACACCCGAUUGGACCUACGUCAUUUUUGGUAAGUUAGGGAACAAAGAUCUUUGGAGUUGGUAGUUUGAUGCCAUUGAAACACUAUGGAUAUUGCCCCUUGGAGUAUUCAACCCGGUUUGGAUUCCCACUUGAUGUUUUUGCAAUUCAAUUCCGACAGAGUGGGACAAUCUUUUUGCAUCGUUGCUUGCGGGUCUAGAACACAAGGAGAUUGCAUAUUCCAAUCUGUUUCAGGUAGUCAAAUCGAAAACUCCGAAUGGGUUUGUCCCGAACUGGAGUACAGCUGGAGGAAUUCUACAGUCCAACGAUCGCACCGAACCCCCGGUCGGAGCCAAGAUUCUGCUAGAACUUUUUCGUAAAUACAACGAAACGUGGAUUGUGGAAGCGCUAUGGGACGACUUGUUGGACUGGAACGAUUGGUUUAUGAUGCAUCGGAGGCUAGAUCCAUUUGGACUCAUCGCAUUGGGAAGUUACUAUAAGGCAUCGCUCCAUCCUAAUGAUUUUGUGACGUACCGUGACGGGGAACGGAAUGACAAGCAAGCUGCACGAUACGAGUCAGGCCUGGAUAAUUCUCCAAUGUAAGCAGCCAUGCUAUUUUUUUGUGUCAUUGCGUUUUUCUUUUACUUUGAUCUUACCGUUCGUAUUACCUUGCUCUAUAAAUCAGGUAUGACAGUGACACAUACGAUAACGCAACACAUAUGAUGCAGAUGUACGACGUGGGAAUGUCCGCACUGGUGGCAAACGAAGCCUAUUGUCUUGCAGAACUUGCUGAUAUCAUUGGGAAAACUCAAGAAGUCGGCAACCGAUUGCGUAAGAGGGGAGAUGAGAUACAGGAUGCUAUUCUGCGACAUCUGUGGGAUCCCGAACGGAAGAUUUUUGCGAAUAGAUAUCAACUUCCUAACAAUUCGUCAUUUGUCCAUCCCAUAACUCCCACCAGUUUUUAUCCCUUUCUUCUCCCAAAAACCAAACAUAAUACUGGAAGCGCGGUGCAGAUAGAUGUGGAAGAAGUGAUCAACAAUUGGCUUCUCAAUCCCAAAAGGUUUUGCAUUUCGCGUAACGGAGAUUUUGCGGAAAACGAUCCGGAUGUUUGCUAUUGGGGACUGCCAAGUGUCAGUGCUGACGAUCCGACCUAUAUGGUGUCUGGUCAUUGGAAUUAUUGGCGAGGUCUCUCGUGGGGUCCCAUGUCACAACUUGUUUACUGGAGCUUGAAAGGACAAUCGUCUGCAUCAGAGGAAACGGAGUCUAUCUCGUCGAACAAUGUUAUCGCCAGAGCUCGAAGAUCACUCUGCGAUCAAAUGAGGGCUCUUCUGACGAACCAAUGGAGGGCCAAUCGACACAUAUGCGAAAACUACAGCCCCUAUAAAGGAGCCAGCGAUUGUACUGGAUCAUUCUAUUACCACUGGGGUGCCCUGAAUGGUUUGAUCGGCGUCGUAGAAGCUGGAUUUUACUGAAUAUGUGCUCAGGUGUUCUUCUCUCUGCUAUUCGAAGAAAGCUCUAAUUCUUUCCGAAACAGAGAUAUACCUUUUGGAAAAACAAAAGAUAGCCACUACACUUCAUCAGGAUCAGCACGAGCUCGAACUGAAAAGACACUACUACAUGCAAAGAAACUGGUCACCAGAAUAUGGACAACCCGACAUAAUCGAAAAUAUCGUUUGCCCUCUUCAAACCUAUUUACUUCUAUUGUUGGAAGCUAAAUAUAGGCACUAUGGCAAUAACUAUGGCAACUAUAGUAUAAAACUAAGUCCGAAGGGGAAUGUCCUUUCCUAUUCCCAGUUUACAAGCUUUGUCGAUUCUGGUCGUGUAGAGAAUCACGAAAUGGAAAAUUGACAGCUGAUUGAUCAUUUCAACUGUUGGUUGUCAGUCCGACUAAUCUGAUCGUGUGUACAUGUGCUCCGUUUUUUGGGGAACAAACGAGACCCAUACUCAAAGAGUGUCUUUAAUUAUUUUUGUGCAACGUCAUUGGGAAUACUGAGACGGAAAAUCGGAAGCAGUUUUGCUUGAAUUGCCAGAGGUUGCCACUGUCCGCAAUAUACCUUUCGUGACAGGAACUAUUUAUUUCCAUCUCAUUGCUGCGUUUACAUUCCAAGCUGAAACUGUUGUAUGAGGCGAGAAAUUUCGGCGUAAUGAGGUCCAGCGAGUCCAAUGUUGUCGACAAUUGGUCGGUUAAGUUGUGCAUCUACUCAGAUGUGCUUUUAGAGUAAUAUUGAAUAAUGUCUGAAUCAUCACCACUUGGGAAACAGGAGCCAGCGAUUGUUCCACUCAGAUAUCAUUCGCAAGGGGUUAGAACGACAAAUUCAAAAAUCGAACGGAAGGAUGGUCCCACCCCCCUAAAUAUAUGUAGUAAAUGCCC
This is a messenger RNA of Pseudo-nitzschia multistriata, 4499 nucleotides long. NCBI's taxonomy places the organism in Eukaryota, Bacillariophyta, Bacillariophyceae, Bacillariales, Bacillariaceae. The record is from the annotation of a GenBank genome assembly.